Messenger RNA from Schizosaccharomyces octosporus yFS286, 1487 nucleotides. RefSeq names its product mRNA cleavage and polyadenylation specificity factor complex subunit Ctf1. Gene Ontology annotation, molecular function: mRNA binding. Gene Ontology annotation, cellular component: mRNA cleavage and polyadenylation specificity factor complex. The transcript is spliced from 3 exons. The record is from RefSeq and is a predicted model, not a curated record. Gene Ontology annotation, biological process: mRNA 3'-end processing. Lineage: Eukaryota; Fungi; Ascomycota; Schizosaccharomycetes; Schizosaccharomycetales; Schizosaccharomycetaceae. The coding region runs from base 34 to 1203 and encodes 389 amino acids.
CUGAACUUCCUUUUUUUGCUUAAAAGUCCAAUAAUGAUGGUGGUUGUAGCGAUCAGACUUCUCUACGCGACUACCAGCAUGUCGAUGACAGUCGGGAAUGUGGUGUUUGUCGGAAACAUACCUUACGAUGUUUCUGAACACCAAAUGACAGAAAUCCUUGAACAAGUGGGUCCUGUAAAACAGUUCAAGCUGGUUAUGGAUUUGGAAACUGGCAAUGGAAAAGGCUAUGGAUUUUGUGAGUUUUAUGACAGUGAGACAACUGCUUUGGCUGUUCAACGCCUAAAUAAUCGUGAAUUUUUUGGACCUCGAAAAAUCCGUGUAGAAUUCCCUUCUAAUGACCCCAGAAGACACCAGAAUUACGGAUCUCAAGACAAGCAUGGUGAUUUUUCUUCUUCUUCAGCUGAUCCUUCUCAUACAGCUCGAUAUACCUCUUAUCAAAACCCUCCUCCUCAUCUCCGUCCUCAUUCUCUUGCUUCAAAUAUGCAUCCAGCUCAUGCCUCCGACUAUAACAUUCCCCCUAUGCCGUCUACGUCCUCUUCUGCCAAUGACUUAUAUACGCAAGCAAAUUUGAAUGCAACACGCCGGAGUCCUUUUCCAGCUUCUUCGUAUAAUCCUUAUACCUCGUCUUCUGGGAUUCCACCAUCGGCACCUUCAUAUCCUAUCCCUACUGCGACUCCUUCUAUUUCAAGUACACCAUCUGCAGCACAUUUACCGUCCACGGGUAGCAAAGCUGGCUCCGAAACACCGCAGUCUUACUCUGUUCCUCCUUCUGUAGCGAAAGUUUUCUCAUCUUUCACAGCACAAGAAUUAUUAACCAUGCUUACCCAGCUACAGACAGUAGUUCACGUAGCUCCGGAUGAGGCUAGACGCUUAUUAAAUGCUAAUCCUGCCCUUCCUUAUGCGGCCUUCCAGGCAAUGCUGUUAAUGAAUAUGAUUGAUUCUCGAGUACUACAACAGGUUGUAUUGUCGAUGCGUAGCAAUCCCGCUUCUCAGGCUCCUACCCCUGCUCCUCAGGCCGCUCCACGAGCAACUCCGGCUGCUCGUCCUGAUAUUUCUGCUGAUGCAGACACAAACAGCACUGAAGCAAAACGGAUGGCACUUAUAAAUCAGCUUAUGACUUUAACUCCCGAACAAAUACAGUCUUUACCACCCGCACAACGAGAACAAAUAAUAGCAAUCCGUCGACAGCACGGUACCUUUUAAAAAGAUGGAGGAGCAAACGAACAGUGUUAGUCAUUACUUCUUCUUAUCUUUGGGGUUUUAUAUCAAAAAGCGACUUUCUUUUCAGUGUUUAUAAUUAAUUGUCAUGUAAGCUUAAUCAUGCUGAUUUUGUUUCUAAUUAUUAUUUCUUAAGGUUAGAUAAUUUAUGAAAUUAGUAAGUAACCUAUAAAUCUUUUCUUCGAUAUUUUGUACGUUUGGUAUGAAUACUCGUGCAUAUUUUGUAUAUACUUUUCUCAUCAUCAAGUUGGAAAUUUGUGCUCGUCCCG